Molecule: messenger RNA, 840 nt
Organism: Dalotia coriaria
Lineage: Eukaryota; Metazoa; Arthropoda; Insecta; Coleoptera; Staphylinidae
Product: protein lethal(2)essential for life-like
Exons: 2
Coding region: 129-713 (194 amino acids)
Biological process (GO): protein refolding; response to heat
Cellular component (GO): nucleus; cytoplasm
Molecular function (GO): structural constituent of eye lens
Source: RefSeq, a predicted model, not a curated record
UGAUAUUCUAGAAAUAACUGAAAAUAUGCGCCUUCAGUAUAAAUGCAGGUGUGCAUUACUUGACCAGCUCAGUUCCUCUCGUUCCACUGAAACACUCCACAACUAAGUUUUUCUUCAAAAGCACAAAAAUGUCUAUGGUACCCAUGCUUUUCCGUGACUGGUGGGAUGACUACGAGUUCUCCAGACCAUCCCGCCUUUUCGACCAACGCUUUGGCACUGGUCUGAAAAUGGACGACCUCAUGAGCAGCAUGUCCAUGCGCCCAACCACCAGCAGGUACUACCGCCCAUGGAGGAACACCGAACUGGCUCGUCAAGACUCAGGUUCUACUCUGACAUCUGACAAGGAUAACUUCCGUGUUAUUCUCGACGUGCAACAAUUCACGCCCGAAGAAGUAACCGUCAAAAUCACCAACAAUUGUAUUGUAGUAGAAGGCAAACAUGAAGAGAAACAGGACGAGCAUGGAUUUAUUUCGAGGCACUUCAUUAGAAGGUAUAUGUUACCAGUAGAUCAUGAAGCUAAGGACGUGUGCUCCACUUUGUCUUCGGACGGAAUCUUGACCAUCACCGCACCGAAGAAAGCCCCACAAAAGGAACAAGGUGAAAGAAUUGUUCCAAUUAAACCAACUGGACCUCAAAAGAGCACUGUCACCCCAAUGGACAACCCCUCUCCACAUGCUUCUACUCCUCAACCUACUGUUGAACAACCCAACUAAGGAAAACAUAAAAGAAAUCUCAUGAAGAAAGCUUAUGUUAUUUGUUGCUUAAGUAUUCACUUGUUUCAUUAUUUAUAUUGACUUGUUUUUUUAAUGAAUUUUUAAAUAAAGCGCUCUAAACGUCAAA